This is a messenger RNA of Linum tenue, 729 nucleotides long. The record is from the annotation of a GenBank genome assembly. NCBI's taxonomy places the organism in Eukaryota, Viridiplantae, Streptophyta, Magnoliopsida, Malpighiales, Linaceae.
UAAUAAUCCUUUUCCGAAUCCCGUAUACCUCUGUGGGGAUACGAUAUAUAAGUAACGCGCCCCCUCGAAACCCUAAACCCGAACAAAGAAACAAAAAAUCUCAGACUCAUCGCAGUCGCCACCGCAACCACCGCCGGCGUCGUUUCCCAAGGCUGAUUGUGUUGCUCCGAUCCAUCAUGUCCGGCGAACAGGAGUACGCGUCGUCGAAGCCUGCUGAAGAGGCCGGGAGGCUAGGGGAGGAAGAAAUAGCUCGCCGGAGAGAGAUGCUUGCCAUAAUGGUGGAGAAGCAGAGGCGAAGAGAAAGAGAGCUGGAAGAGAGAGAGAGGUUGAGGCCGGAGGCUCGGUUGGGGCAAGCUGGAGUAUUAGUGCAUGUUGCCGCCGCCGCCGGGCAUGGUGUUGCUGCUGCUCCGGCGGCACCUGGAGGUGGAGGUGGUGCUGCUGGACACUACAUCCCGAGGUUUCGCCAAGCUGCUCAGGCGGCUGCGGCGGCGGUUCUGGCUGACGGAGGCGCCGCUGCUGCCCCUCAUCAGUAGUGUGGUACUUAAUUCCACAUGAGCUCUCAUUUUAUUGUUCCAAAUUAUUGUUACAAUGUCUUCUACAUAAAGGUCCUUUGCUUUUCAAAGAACUAUUUUGAAGUAGUAUAAGUAUUAUGGUAAUAAGCACGAAUAAUUAAGUUGUGUAUGUCAAACUAACUGAGGCUGAUUCACUAAUUGGUCUCACGGACGAGGA